Messenger RNA from Phytophthora infestans T30-4, 333 nucleotides. RefSeq lists its product as uncharacterized. The record is from RefSeq and is a predicted model, not a curated record. The coding region runs from base 1 to 333 and encodes 110 amino acids. NCBI's taxonomy places the organism in Eukaryota, Oomycota, Peronosporomycetes, Peronosporales, Peronosporaceae. The transcript is spliced from 2 exons.
AUGCCCAUGAUCAAGUUUUUCACCAAGCAGAACAUCGCGAAUGCAGCGAAGAGCUACCUACGUGAGAAAGUUAUACUGGAGGGCCUUCAAACACUUUUCCAUUCCGAAUAUGUGUUGCUGGCCGAGUACAUCGAGUUCAUGGUUCCGAUACUGUACUCGUUGUAUCUUUCAGUGCUGUUUCACUUGCCGAUUGCAGUUUACUACUCGCACUCGGCGUCGAUGACGGUUGAUAAGUUGCAUGACACAGUGACCAACAUUCUCAUUUAUGCGGGGAUCGAGUUCACUUCGUUUGGCCGGGUUUUCACCUCUGUACCAGUUGGCAUUUGUGCUUGA